Sphaeroforma arctica JP610 is the source of this 2013-nucleotide messenger RNA. Its product is annotated as ubiquitin-like domain-containing CTD phosphatase 1. The transcript is spliced from 10 exons. The record is from RefSeq and is a predicted model, not a curated record. Lineage: Eukaryota; Ichthyosporea; Ichthyophonida. The coding region runs from base 26 to 997 and encodes 323 amino acids. Gene Ontology annotation, cellular component: nucleus. Gene Ontology annotation, molecular function: phosphoprotein phosphatase activity; protein binding.
UGUACACGCAACACCACCAGAUACAAUGGAAGACAUGGUGUCGUCCUCUGAGUCUGUUUGCUUUAUCAUCAAGUGGAAUGGCUCUGAGUAUCCAAUCAACAUGCCAGGGACAGAUACAGUUGUGGAUCUCAAGGUGGAAGUGGCCCAGUUGACAGGGGUAGAAACACAUCGACAGAAAAUACUGGGGUUGAAAUUAAACAGAAAGCCAGCGCCCGAUGAUGCCCAAUUGCAGACCUUAAGUAUCAAACCAGGAUCGAAGGUGAUGAUGAUGGGUACACGGCCUGAGAACAUAAUCGUUACUCCGGAGGAGAACUACGAUGACAAUGUUGUGAAUGACUUUGAGAUCGACAGUGAGGUCGUUGCUGUCGUGGAGAGAACCGAGAACCUGCAGAAGAUCAAGAGGCGAGUGGAACAAUAUAAAAUCGACGUUCUCCAAGUGCCGAGGAAAGGAAAAAAGCUGCUUGUGCUCGAUGUGGACUAUACACUGUUUGAUCACAGAUCCGUAGUUGAGUCGUUCCAUCAUCUGAUGCGGCCAUACCUCCACGAAUUUCUCGCAGCCGCCUACGACUACUAUGAUAUCGUCAUAUGGUCUGCGACGGGUAUGAACUGGGUGGAAACGAAAAUGAGACUCCUGGGUGUGCUGAACAAUCCGAGCUAUAAAAUUUCAUUUCUGCUAUGCGCACGAGCUAUGAUUUCCGUCGAGACAGCUAAGAGGGGAGUGGUGAACACCAAGGCAUUGGGUGUUGUCUGGGGAAAAUUCCCGGAAUUCUAUAACUCGAAACAAACUAUAAUAUUCGAUGAUAUACGAAGAAAUUUCCUGAUGAAUCCUCAGAACGGCUUGAGAAUCAAGCCUUUCCGCGAUGCGAUGGUUAACAGGGCCACCGACAAUACACUCAAGCGACUAGCAAAGUAUCUAGUCCUCAUCGCUGAGUUGGAUAGUCUGGAGGAUCUCGAUCACAGGCAUUGGAAGCAAUACGUGAGGGACAGGACCGGCUGAUUGCGAUGCGCACACCACUAUUUGUGUGCGCAUGUUCUGCUCCAUCUGGCCUCGAUGCAAUAUGAAGAGCACCAAUGCAAGUAUAUCGUCGUCUUAGCCAUGCAUCUACAGUCAACAUAUACAGGAGAUGUGAUCGACUACUUCCAAUUCGUGCGCGCGGAGAGAUCGUCUGGACAGUAUAUAGGUCUUGGGACAUCACAGUCUAGUUCAUGUGUGCGAUUAGACCAGUAUUUUGCAAAGUGACAUAGGACACAAAAACGGAUCCACAACUGCCAUUAUUGAUGAGCCAUGCGAACAUAUCGCAAUACAAUGGUCAGCGCGACACGGUAUAUCCUUUCUUGCUAGCUCGAUACAUUUCGACGCAGAGAAACAAAGGCAGCGGUGUGUGAGAUACAAUUUAUUGAGUCUAAUCAAAGGCCAUGCCUGGUAGCUUACUGUGUAACACCGCGUCGCAUAUUUAAUUUGGGCAGUUUCAGGGGGUAUGUGAGCUGGGCGGUACCAUCCUUGGCAUUCAAUCCGCAACCAAUGGUCUUCAGAAGUGACUUUAUUCUCGGUAGAGUGAGCCUGUAGUGCAAUGCAACACAGAGCCCAGGAAAAGGUAGCGGCAAGGAGACAGGAAGCUUAGCAAGAGGUACAACCAUACUUAAGCAAUCGAGAGUGCAAUGUGGAAUAUGUUGCUUCACCACGGUACCCCACACACACACAUGCAUACACUUAAAUACUCAAGUGGGGCCUUGCGACAUAAACUGAGAAGGCGAUUACUUCACCAAGAACAUACCUGAGAUCUUUGGCAAGAUCCUUAUACGGUAAGCUGAAAUCAGUCAAGUGCAGGGAUAACGCACAGAUGUGUGCAGCGAGCUGUACAAAUCAAUAAUGAUACAUUGUAAAUGGAAACACAUUGUAAAUGUAAAUACAUUGUAAAUGGGAACGAGAUUAAAAUUCAGUGUGAAACCAUACGACUUAACAAGGUCGAAUCGGAAAAAUAUGUAUCAAAUAAAUGGCUGGCUAAAGAUAAC